AAUUUGACAUCACUGCUACGGCGGCUCCCAACCUGACAGAAACGUGCAAACAAAAUAAAUCCGCCAAAUUGUAUCUAUUACCUUCGCAUGUUCGAUGUUUUGUUUUUAAUUGAAUUUGUUAGUUUCGUGCGGUCGUAAAUUAUGUCGAGAGACAUACGUUCAUUUUUCACGGUCGGUGCAAAGAAAGCGCCAACUACGCAGCCGACCAGCGAUUCAAAACAAAAGAAGAAGAAAUCAGUUAUUGAUUCCAGUGAUGAGGAUGAUCCAUCACCUUCAACGAAGAUCGUGAAGUCGGUAAAAACUCCUUCUACUUCGAAUAAGCGUCGCAUCGUUUAUUCGGACGAUGAUGAUAAUAACACACCGAAUCGCAAGAAACCAAAUCUGUCGAAACCGGUUACGUCAAAAGAACAACCAAAAUUGAAGCUUGUGGAAGAUGUAUCCGAUAUGUUCGGAGAUAAACCGGUGAAACGGGUCGACAAGCCAGUGGCCAACAAAACAAUGACAGAGGAGGAAAUAAACAGUCACUUUAUGGAUGACUUAGAUGUUAGCGCUGUUCCUGAUCUGGAUGUGGAUGUCAAUGUGAAUAAAGUAAAUGGGCGACCGAAAGAAGUAGAAUCGAUGGAUGACAGUGUGGUUGAGAGCACUCCGAAAGUAAAUAAGCAGAAGGGACGCACUGACAAGAAGACAUCUGCUAAGAAAGCUUCACUGGACACGAGCGUCCUGAGCGAUGAAGAUCGUCACGAACGAAAGCGACAGGCUGCAAUGCUAUAUCAGCAAUUCAAAAAUAGGAGCGGUCCCUCCUUGCCAGGCAGCAAAGAAAUUCCAAAGGGUAAACCGAAUUGUCUCAAUGGACUCACGUUUGUGCUGACGGGUGUCUAUGAAUCACUAGAACGUGACGAAGCAGCUGAUAUAAUUAAAGAAUACGGGGGCAAAGUUACAACCAGUCUGUCGAAGAAAACAAGUUACAUUGUCGUUGGCGAAGAGGCUGGACUAGCCAAAAUAGCCAAGGCCGAUGAUUUGGGCACAAAGCGUUUAACUGAGGACGGAUUACUUGAUUUGAUUCGGACUAAAUCGGGACUACCGCCGAAAGAAGCUCCAUCUGGCGUUUCUCCAACAAAAGGAGAGAAGUCUACCACAGCUAAAGUGAACUCCACGGACAAGACGCCAUCAAAAACGUCUGCAACACCGAAAGAAAUCAACGACAGCAACAUUUCUCCCAAGAAAAUCAAAGGAGAACGUAAAACUCCGAUGAAGCAACCGAGUUCAUUAACGAUUGGAGAACAGGUCAAAAAGGAGCGUACAACUCCGAAAAAGGAAGGCUCCAGUUCAGGAUCUGUUCCAAGUAAGCGAACUAAAAUCGAAAAGUCUGUCGACAUUGCCGUCGAUCGAAAGCUCAGCGAACAUCAGCUGAACAUAGCCAGUGUUGAUAAUCAAGCAUGGGUUGAGAAAUACAAACCGACAGACAUCAAGCAGAUAAUCGGUCAGCAAGGGGCCGCGAGCAAUGUUGUCAAGCUUCAAAAUUGGUUGAGUAAAUGGUACUCCAAUCACGACGGCAAAAAGAAACUGCAGAAACCUAAUCCGUGGGCCAAAAAUGAUGACGGCAGCUACUACAAAGCGGCACUGUUGUCGGGACCUCCAGGCGUAGGUAAAACAACUACAGCCACUUUGGUAGCGAAGGAACUUGGAUUUUAUACGGUGGAAAUGAACGCGUCAGACACACGAUCCAAACGGCUGCUGAAAGAAGAAGUGUCGGAGCUGUUGUCGAAUAAAUCUCUGGCCGGAUACUUUAAUGGUUCCAGUAGCGCGACAACAAAGAAACACGUACUGCUUAUGGAUGAGGUCGAUGGCAUGGCAGGCAAUGAGGACCGUGGCGGAAUCCAAGAGCUUAUAUCGCUCAUAAAAGAUUCGUCCAUUCCCAUUAUAUGUAUGUGCAACGACCGUAAUCAUCAGAAAAUGCGAUCGCUGGUGAAUUACUGCUACGAUUUACGAUUCAGUCGACCGCGUUUGGAACAAAUUCGGGGCGCGAUGUUGUCAAUUUGUUUCAAAGAAAAAUUCAAACUAACGCCGACAGCCAUCGAUGAAAUCAUUUCCGCUACGAACAAUGACAUUCGUCAAACCAUUAACCAUUUGACGCUAAUGAGUGCCAACAAUUCGAUAACUCUGUCACAGACUAAACAGGAUACGGCAAAGAAAGACAUGAAGCUGGGACCGUGGGAUGUGGUGCGUAAAGUGUUUUCAGCCGACGAACACAAAACCAUGUCAUUUGCUGACAAAGCGGAUCUAUUUUUCAAUGACUACAGCAUGGGACCGUUGUUUGUUCAGCAGAAUUAUUUGAUUGUGGCUCCAAAGGCACCAAAGGCCAGAAUUCCCGCCCAUGUUGCUAUGACGGCUGACAGUUUGAGUCUUGGUGAUCUCGUUGAAAGUCGCAUUCGAUCGAAAAAUGCUUGGUCCAUGUUACCCAUUCAGGCUAUGUACAGUUCCGUACUACCGGGUGAGUACAUGGCCGGAAAUUUUACUGGGCAAAUCAAUUUUCCCGCUUGGCUGGGGAAGUAUUCCAAAUCGACUAAACGGAAACGCAUGGCACAGGAGCUUCAUGAUCACACCAGAAUCCGCACAUCCGGAUCGCGGCUUUCCAUUCGGAUGGACUAUGCUCCAUACUUGAUUGAGAAAAUCGUCAAACCACUGCGGGAUCGAGGCAUGGAAGGUGUUGACGAAGCGUUGGCCGUGCUGAAAGAAUACCGUUUGUUGCGCGAAGACAUUGAUUCGUUGAUUGAGUUGACAACGUGGCCAGGCAAAAAAAAUCCAAUGGACGCGAUUGAGGGAAAAGUCAAGGCAGCUCUCACACGAGCGUACAACAAGGAGGUUACCGCUUAUACGUAUACAGCGACCGCUGCUGUUAAGAAAAAGAAAUCGGAAAAAUCAAACGAUGAAUUUGAGAUUGGAUUUGGGGAAGAAGAAGAUGGAGCCGGUCCGGAUGGAUCUGACGAGGAGGAAAAUGAAAGUGUGGAAAUGGAUGUUCUAAUUAAAGCCAAAAAGAAAUCUACAUCCACGAAAGGUACCGAUGCUACAAGUGGCAGCAAGAAAGCUGGAAAUAACAGUCGCAAAGCGAAGAAGUAGGACUUUUGGUUGAUGUUUCACAGAUAAUUCAGAAGGAAAACGAACUUCACAAUAAAAUUGCUUCGUGCCAAAAUAAGA
Messenger RNA from Bradysia coprophila, 3195 nucleotides. It is a transcript of the gene Gnf1, whose product is annotated as germ line transcription factor 1. NCBI's taxonomy places the organism in Eukaryota, Metazoa, Arthropoda, Insecta, Diptera, Sciaridae. The record is from RefSeq and is a predicted model, not a curated record. Gene Ontology annotation, molecular function: DNA clamp loader activity; DNA binding; ATP hydrolysis activity. Gene Ontology annotation, cellular component: nucleus; DNA replication factor C complex. Gene Ontology annotation, biological process: DNA replication; DNA repair.